AUGCUUCGAAAAGCUGGUCCAAAAACACAUCAAAGAUUGCCUCCCCCCAGCUUUGACCCCCACCAGUUUGCCUAUAAAGCAAACAGGUCUACUGAGGACGCCAUCUCCACUGCCCUCCACACUGCCCUGCACCACCUGGAGAAUCCUGGGACCUCUGUAAGAAGGCUCUUCAUUGACUUCAGCUCAGCCUUUAACACCAUCAUUCCAGACAUCCUCAUAGCCAAGCUGGUCAACUUGGACACCCCCCCCCCCCCACCACCACCACCACCACCACAUGUGCCUGGAUCAAAGAUUUCCUCACCGACCGCCCACAGUCUGUCAGGAUUGGACUCAUCAAAGAAUGACGACUCUGCUUAUAGAGAUGAGGUCCAGAGACUGAUAGAGUGGUGUGACAGCAACAACCUUACCCUCAACACCAGAAAGACCAAGGAGGUGGUCAUGGACUUCCGUAAGAGCACAAGGACCCACAUUUCUGGGGACCUGUCUUGGGCGGCUAACACAACUGCCCUAGUAAAGAAAGCCCAGCAGCACCUCCAUUUUCUGAGGGUCUUGACAUGGAACAGGCUGCAGACCGACUUGUUGGUCUCAUUCUAUUGGGCCACGAUUGAAAGCGUGCUGUUGCACGCCAUCCCAGUGUGGUACGCUGGCUGCACAGUGGCCGACAGAAAGAGGCUACAGAGGGUCACCAGAACUGCAGAGAGGGUGAUUGGCUGUCCACUUCCCUCCCUGGACGCAAUCGCCAGCUCCAGAUGUCUCACCAGAGCUAAGGCGAUCAUAAAAGAUCACUUUCAUCCCAACCAUCACCUGUUUAGCAUGCUGCCCUCUGGGAAAAGUUCUUGCUGUUGGGGUUGUCACCAUCUGUCACCAUCUCUCAUGCACCCACUCAUGAGAGAGAAGCCCAGUACUGGACUGGCAGAUCCUGGGACAACGACGACAGAUGAAGGGACCGAGCGCGGGAGCAGAGGGAAGGAAUUGCUGAAGGACAGACAUCACACCACUGUCCUGGCCUCAACCACCACUGCCACCUGUACUACUGCUAUUGCCAGUGAGGAAAAAAGCUGCUACAUCUACAGUACCAUCAUCAGACCUGUGCCCUCCGUCUCCGCAUCUACAGUAAACCCUGAGGUUACUGGCCCCUCCACAUGGCCCAUAAUGUCUGCCAGUCAGUUAAAAAGGGGUUCACGCGCGCCGGUGCCAUAUGCGCGCGCCUGCGCAAUGCUGGAGCGCAACGCGUCUCGCGAGCGGAUGGACCUCAUCUCCAACGCGUCUGCGCACCUGCGCAGAGAGCCGGGGUUCGCCGCGCCGGUGCUGGUGCUGCUGGCCGCCGUCAUGCUGCUGCUCAUCGGUGUGAUCGUGCUGGGAAACGCGCUCGUGAUCCUCGCCUUCAAAACCGACCGCAGCCUGAGGAGGCAGAGCAACUACUUCCUCCUGAACCUGGCCAUCUCAGACUUCCUAGUGGGGGCCUUUUGUAUUCCUGUGUAUUUGCCCUACAUCUUGACAGGCAAAUGGAUGCUGGGCCGAGGGCUGUGUAAGCUCUGGUUGGUGAUGGACUACCUCCUCUGCACCGCUUCCGUCUUCAACAUCGUCCUCAUCAGCUACGACCGUUUCCUCUCUGUCACCAGAGCGGUGUCGUACCGGGCAAGGCAAGGGAUGACCCGCAGCGCCCUGGCCAAGAUGGCUGCCGUGUGGGUUCUGGCUUUCCUCUUGUACGGCCCAGCCAUCUUGCUGUGGGAGGAAGUGACGGGAGAGAGCCAUGUCCCUGAAGAUGAGUGCUUUGCUGAGUUCUUCCACACUUGGUAUUUCCUGCUCUCUGCAUCCACACUCGAGUUCUUUUUUCCCUUACUCUCUGUGACUUUCUUCAACCUCAGCAUAUACCGCAACAUCCGUGAGAGGAGGCUUCGCUACCAGCAGGACACGUGCUUGCCCAAGAUCCGUAGCAUGACGUCUCCCAAGCGUGAAAGGCUUCGCUUGGUCUCCUACAUCUGCCGCAGCUCUCUCACAACGAAGAAGAAGCCGGAAACUGACGGUGAUAAUUGUUCAUCUCCUACAGGACGCACUGACACAAGGAGUAUACGAAGGACUCAGUGUACGCGCCUCAUUCAGGACAAGAAGAUCGCAAAGUCAUUAGCUGUGAUUGUGUGUGUGUUUGCUGUAUGCUGGGCACCGUACACACUGCUGAUGAUCAUACGUGCUGCCUGCAGGGAGCACUGUGUAUCACACCACUGGUACGAAGUGACAUUCUGGCUGCUGUGGCUCAACUCUGCCAUCAACCCGUUCCUGUAUCCUCUGUGCCACAGCAGCUUCCGUAGGGCUUUCACAAAAAUCUUGUGCCCCAAGCAGCGGACCUCAGAAGUGCCAUCAGAUAAUGCAUCUAAUAACCAGAGAUAG
This is a messenger RNA of Neoarius graeffei (lesser salmon catfish), 2388 nucleotides long. Its product is annotated as octopamine receptor beta-2R-like. The transcript is spliced from 7 exons. NCBI's taxonomy places the organism in Eukaryota, Metazoa, Chordata, Actinopteri, Siluriformes, Ariidae. The coding region runs from base 1 to 2388 and encodes 795 amino acids. Gene Ontology annotation, biological process: adenylate cyclase-activating adrenergic receptor signaling pathway. The record is from RefSeq and is a predicted model, not a curated record. Gene Ontology annotation, cellular component: membrane. Gene Ontology annotation, molecular function: 2-oxoglutarate-dependent dioxygenase activity; histamine receptor activity; methyltransferase activity.